This is a messenger RNA of Myripristis murdjan (pinecone soldierfish), 3130 nucleotides long. RefSeq names its product spliceosome associated factor 1, recruiter of U4/U6.U5 tri-snRNP (gene sart1). The transcript has a single exon. Bases 341 to 2656 code for a protein of 771 amino acids. Gene Ontology annotation, cellular component: U4/U6 x U5 tri-snRNP complex. Lineage: Eukaryota; Metazoa; Chordata; Actinopteri; Holocentriformes; Holocentridae. Gene Ontology annotation, biological process: mRNA cis splicing, via spliceosome; maturation of 5S rRNA. The record is from RefSeq and is a predicted model, not a curated record.
GGAAGUUCUUUACGAAGCAGGGCCAGUUGUCGUCUUAUGUUCGUUUGUCGAAUUACUGUAUUUGGGGAACUUUACCCGAUGCAAGGCUAAGUAAGCCCAAGACAAUUGAAAAAAAGCUCCCACUCGUCGUCAAUCAACUUUGGGACUCUGAAUUCAAAUCUUUUACUUGGCGACUGCAGUGAGUAAUUUACGUCGUUGUUUAGCCCCCAACCUAACGCGGGGCUGUUAGCAGCUAGCUAAAGCGACGUAACUCUAUAUUCAGAUGGUAGUACUUUUCUGUUGCAAUACCUGAGGAGAAGUUGACACGUUACAACGUGAUAUUUGUUGGAAAAGAGACGUGAUGGGGUCGUCCAAGAAACACAAGGAAAAGAGCCGCGACAAAGACACAGAAGAGCGCCGUCGCGAACACAAGAAACAUCGCCACAAGGACCGAGACAGAGACACGGAGCGAGAUGGGGGUCGGGAAAAGGAGAAGCGAAAACGCUCCAGGUCGAGGGAUAGAAGUGGACGGGAAAGUCGUGGCAAAGGCGAAAGGAGUAGCGGGGAGCCGCGGGUGAAGAAGGAGAAAGCUGAUCCUGGGUAUGAGGAGAAUACGGAAGUCGAGCCACAGUCUGCAAGCGGGGAUGCAUCACUCAGCAUUGAGGAGACAAACAAAUUGAGAGCAAAGCUGGGCCUCAAACCUCUGGAGUUAAAUGAAACCAAGAAGGAGCUUGGGACUAAAGAGGAGCCCAUCGUGGCAGAGACUAUCAAUCCUGCUCAAAUCCAGCAGCAGAAAGAGAUAAGAGAGAAGCUUGCAGCUCUGAAAGAAAAACGCAUCCUGAAUCAAAAACUGGGAAAAGUCAAGACCCUAGCAGAGGAUGACUGGUUGGAUGACACAGCUGCUUGGGUGGAGAGAAGUCGCAAACUGGCAAAAGAAAAAGAGAUGGCUGAGAAGAGAGCCAAACUUCUGGAGGAGAUGGAUGAGGAGUUUGGUGUGAGCAGUCUGGUUGAGCAAGAAUUUGGGCAAAGCAAGAGUGAUGCUUAUACAUCUCGAGAUUUAAAGGGUCUCACUGUACAGCACAAGAUGGAGUCAUUCGCAGAGGGUGAGACUGUCAUCCUGACACUGCAAGACAAAGGUGUGCUUGAAGAGGAGGAAGAUGUCCUGGUAAACGUGGGACUGGUGGACAAGGAGAAAGCUGAGAAGAAUGUAGAGUUAAAGAAGAAAAAGCCAGAUUACAAGCCAUAUGAAGAGGAGGAAAGUGUGGAUGACAUGGUUACGUUUAAGCCCCGCUCUGUACUGUCAAAAUAUGAUGAGGAGAUUGAUGGGGAGAAGAAAAAGAGUUUCCGGCUGAGUGCAGGGGGCUUUGCUGAAGGGGAACGGGAGCGGGAGCUCCAGGCCAUCAGAGAGAGUCUUCGAAACCAGGCUCAGUCCCUGGAAAUGCCUAGUCUCACUAUCGCCUCAGAGUACUACACACCCCAGGAAAUGGUUGGCUUUAAAAAGACAAAGCGACGUGUGAAGAAAAUCAGAAAGAAGGAGAAGCAGACAGUUGCCGAGGAACUUCUCCUUGAUGACACACGCAACUCUGAUUUUGGCUCUAGGUCCCGUGGUCGGGGCCGUAGGCAGGCGGAGGAUGAAGACCAAGAGGUAAAAGGAGAAGGGAGUAGUUUGACACAAGAUGUUCCCCAGAAGUCUGAUGACAUCAGGAUGGCAGAAAUGGAUAUAAGUGAUGAAGAAGACUUUGCACCUCCUGAAUCAGCUGCUAUAGAGGAGGAUGAGGCAGAGCAGGAGCUGCAGAAGCAACUGGAGAAACAAAGGAAGCUUAAACAAAAGCAGCUUCUCAAAGACUCUGGGGAGAAGGUGCUACAGCAGGUCGAAAGGCUCGACAGAGGUGACCAUGACAAUGACCCAGACAGAAAGAACAACAUUGUUUUCAAUGCUACCUCUGAGUUUUGCAGAACUCUGGGUGACAUUCCAACUUAUGGCCUUUCAGGCAACAGAGAGGACCAAGAAGAUAUUAUGGAUUUUGAACAAGAGGCAGAAAGAGAUGAUGCAGGGGACUCAGACUCCGAGAUGGAUGAGAACAUUGGAUGGAGCACAGUUAAUUUGGAUGAAGAGCAGAAGCAACCUGAUUUCUCCACAGCCUCCACCACCAUCUUGGAUGAAGAGCCCAUAGUCAACUCUGGUCUAGCUGCUGCCUUACUGUUGUGCAAAAAUAAAGGUCUGUUGGACACUCAAAUGCAGAAAAUAGCCCGUGUCAGAGCACCAAAAGGAGCCCUACCCAAUGAUAACUACUGCAUUGAGGACAAGAUGACCAUUGAUGACAAGUACAGUCGUAGAGAAGAGUACAGAGGCUUCACACAGGAUUUCAAGGAGAAGGAGAGCUAUAAACCUGAUGUCAAGAUUGAAUAUGUGGAUGAGUCCGGGCGGAAACUCACUCCAAAAGAAGCUUUUAGACAGCUUUCGCAUCGAUUCCAUGGGAAGGGGUCUGGGAAAAUGAAGACAGAGAGGAGGAUGAAAAAGCUGGAGGAAGAAGCACUGCUGAAGAAGAUGAGCAGCAGCGAUACUCCUCUGGGAACUGUGGCCUUGCUUCAGGAAAAACAGAAAUCUCAGAAAACACCAUAUAUUGUUCUUAGUGGAAGUGGGAAAAGUAUGAAUGCAAAUACCAUUACCAAAUGAGGUUUAGAGAUGAGGGAAUUAUCUUUAGUACAUACACGUACAUGCUAUUUUAACUAAAGGAGAGUUACUAUAAUUUGUUUCUGAUGUCUUGUUUAAACAAGCUCAUUGAUGUAGUAAAGCAUUGUUAAAUAAAACAAAUGAAAAUAUGUUUGGUUUUUCUGUGUUGCUAGUUUGUAAGUUGAACAGUAAUUUGGUAGUAAUCUUUCAGUACCUUCAAGGAAACAAUGACUUCCACUAUCUUACAAUAUUGAGAAGCUAAGCUUGAUACAAUGACAUAACAGCAACUUUAAUUUUUAAUGCCUAAGUUCAGAAUCCAUUUUGUGACAUAAAGUUAGAAGUAGUUCUGGUAUUGUGUAAAGUGAUUCUAUGUAAUGUUUCAGAUUCUGUCACCACUUUCUGCUUUUAAGUAUAGAAAUGUAUCUGGGCACCAAUUUCCAAGUGAUGAUUUCUGUUAAUAAAACACUUCUAGACAAA